AUGGCUAGCAGGUUACGCUAUUUGCUUUUAAAAAUUCUAGAUGAAGUAGUAGAAGCUGAUAUGAGGAGGCUGAAGCUUGAGUUAACGCAAAGGAUGGAAAUGUACAGUACAGCAUGCAAAGAAGCAUAUAUAUCACAGCAGAGGUUUAUGGAGUUGACCCACCAGAGACUUGAGGAAGAAAAAAAAAUAGAUGAGGCACGAUUGGCUCAGGAAGCUGCAAUGGCAAUUGCUGAGAAAGAGAAAGCAAGAUGUAGAGCAGCCAUGGAAACUGCUGAAGCAUCUAAGAAAAUUGCAGAGGUGGAAACACAUAGAAGAGCGAGUGUUGAAGUUAAAGCUCUUAAAGAAGCAGAGGAAAUGAGGAAGCUAUUGGAAAAUCUAGCCCAAACUGAUGUGAGAUAUAGGAGAUACUGUAUAGAGGAGAUUGAAACAGCCACAAACUUCUUUUCUGAAUCCCAGAGAAUCGGGGAAGGAGGUUAUGGCCUUGUUUAUAAAUGUUACCUUGAUCACACUCCAGUUGCUGUCAAGGUUCUACGUCCAGAUGCUGCUCAAGGGAAGUCACAGUUUCAGCAAGAGAUUGACAUACUGAGCUGCAUGCGACACCCAAACAUGGUGCUUCUUCUAGGAGCGUGUCCGGAGUAUGGAAUAUUGAUUUAUGAAUAUAUGGCUAAUGGAAGCUUAGAAGAUUGUCUGUUUCAAAAAAAGAACAAGAGUGUUCUGUCUUGGCAGCUGAGGUUCCGAAUUGCUGCAGAGAUAGGGACGGGAUUACUAUUCCUGCAUCAGACCAAGCCUGAACCUUUAGUGCACCGUGAUCUGAAACCAGGCAACAUUUUGCUAGACCAGAAUUAUGUGAGUAAGAUAAGCGAUGUUGGAUUGGCAAGGCUUGUCCCAGCUGUAGCUGAAAAUGUAACACAAUGCUGCAUGACAUCAGCAGCUGGAACACUUUGUUAUAUUGAUCCUGAGUAUCAGCAAACAGGAAUGCUUGGUGUGAAGUCAGAUGUUUAUUCUCUAGGGAUCAUAUUUCUUCAAUUAUUGACAGGCAGGCCUCCAAUGGGACUGGCUCACCUUGCUGGAGAGUCUAUCGAGAAGGACACCUUCGUCGAAAUGCUGGAUCCAUCUGUCACCGGGUGGCCUCUUGAACAAGCCUUGUGCCUUGCAAAAAUAGCAGUCAAGUGUGCUGAACUUAGGCGAAAAGAUAGGCCAGACCUCGCCAAACUAGUGUUGCCAGAGCUAGAUAAAUUGAGAGACUUUGCCGAACAAAACAUGAACAUGCCUAUCUUUUUAGGAUGCACUGCAUCUUCACCCAGCCACAGUGAAGCUUUCGUGCAUCAGGAUGUGAUCAGCGACUUGCGGCUUGUACAUUCGGAAAGCUCAUCGGCUCCAUCAACGCCCACAGAAGGAAAACCUUAAACAUAUAUAUAGUCGAGGCCAGAUUUGUCUGUUUCGAUGUAUAUAACGUGCAUGCAGGGGCCAUCUCAAUUCUCAACUAAACUCCACUACCACUAGAGUCUAGAGAUAAUGUACGCAUUCAACAAGAACUUAUUUCUGUUCAAUGAUGUGUGGGGUGCAAAUAUAGGUAGAGCGGGCAUCGCAAUUUUUGUAUUAUGUAAAUAUCUUGGGCGAUCUCCAAAAGGGGGUUCUUAAUGAUUCCUUAA
Glycine soja is the source of this 1652-nucleotide messenger RNA. Its product is annotated as U-box domain-containing protein 34-like. NCBI's taxonomy places the organism in Eukaryota, Viridiplantae, Streptophyta, Magnoliopsida, Fabales, Fabaceae. The transcript has 5 exons. Gene Ontology annotation, biological process: protein phosphorylation. The record is from RefSeq and is a predicted model, not a curated record. The coding region runs from base 1 to 1407 and encodes 468 amino acids. Gene Ontology annotation, molecular function: ATP binding; protein kinase activity.